Molecule: messenger RNA, 1220 nt
Organism: Oppiella nova
Lineage: Eukaryota; Metazoa; Arthropoda; Arachnida; Sarcoptiformes; Oppiidae
Source: the annotation of a GenBank genome assembly
GUGCAAAACACGUGACAUAUCUGUCAAUGAUUGACGCCUACUGUGAGGGCCCCUCCACUUCAUCCACACCUCCCGUCCCCUUCAGUUGAGAUCAGUUUGCGAUGUCUUUGCGAUACUUUUGGAUUAUUUCACUGAACUUGCGGUCAGUUUUAUAUUUCCGUCGGUUUGCAAACGUCCACAAAAGGGCCCAAAGAAUGGGUUUACAGGACAUUGACAUCACGAGUGAUAAUCAGUUAAUUGAUUCGGUGUUGACCUCUUUGGGCAUCAAUAGUGGCAGUAGUGAUGACUCGGAGUCCCAGUGCUUCCAAUCAAAUCAAUUACCGGUGAUCGCAAUGGACUACAAGAGCAGCCAUUUGUGGCCAAUCCUUGUAGUGGAGCACAAGGGGAUCCUCUUCUGCGGCUAUCCGUUGUGUGCAAUGAAUGGUCACAAAGAGACCACAAUUGACUUAAUCGAUGAAAAGUGCAUUUCUUUGUGUUUCACUUCUUUGCAGACAAUCUCUCGUUAUUUCACUUCCGAUAAAGACCUCUCGUGGAUUGAAUGGUUGAUGACAACGAUGUCACCCUUUGGUACUCUUAUUAACCAAAACUAUGAAACACUGAAUAAACUGAAUGCCAAGAAAAUGACGAAAACAGAGUCUAAACCACAAAACGAUUGCUUGAAAAUAGGUGUCAAUGAAUUGAUUUCUAGAAACAGAGAUAAAGAGCUGAACCCGUUGCAUGCAAUCCAUUAUAAGUGCUGUUCGGAUGCCGCGAAGACAUUCCUCUCAUAUGCCUAUCAAAUGGUUGACAUCAGAAAUGACAGCAAUAUAUGCAGAAUUCAGUUGACACUCAAUUUGAGAAAUUGCACUCAAUUUAAGUUCACUUAUUUCAACGUCAACUUCAAGCAUAUGUCAACAAAUAGUAGUCUGAAUCCAAUCAACUCUAACCUAACUUUCGGUCAAUUAAGGUGUGAAACGAAUGGUCUCUUUUGGGUCAUUGGAACUAAGUUUCCCAAAUCUGGACAAAUAAAACUGAGUUUUGAAAUAAACACUUUGAAUAAAAAGUUGUCUGACAUUGAGACCAUUUGUAACUUCAAAGUCGAAAACUUUCAGACGAGCCUAUUAUACGCCAAUUCACAGCACUUGAGUGUCGAUGACUUAACGUUCAACACUAAACUACCCGUUAUUAUUGACUCCACUUUAACGUCAAUCGAUUACAAACUGUUUCCCGAAAUUAAUUAA